Molecule: messenger RNA, 1173 nt
Organism: Carica papaya (papaya)
Lineage: Eukaryota; Viridiplantae; Streptophyta; Magnoliopsida; Brassicales; Caricaceae
Product: polygalacturonase
Biological process (GO): carbohydrate metabolic process
Molecular function (GO): polygalacturonase activity
Source: RefSeq, a predicted model, not a curated record
AUGGCAAACUUAAUGGUAAACUCAGUGAGUCAUAUUAUUGUGGUCAUCAUUAUUUUUAUCUUUUUCUUUUUCUGUAUUAAGACAUCAUCAGCAAGCCCUACAAGUACUAGGACAUUCAAUGUUGUGCACUAUGGAGCCAAACCGGAUGGCCUUACAGACUCCACAAAAGCCUUCAUUGCUGCAUGGCACGAAGCUUGCAGCUCAAUAAACCCUGCCACCAUUUACGUGCCAGUUGGUAAAUUCUUGCUGCAUAAUGCUGUGUUCCAAGGCAAAUGCAAGAACAAUAUAUCAAUCCGAAUCGAGGGUACUCUCGUGGCUCCUCCCUAUAAAGUCACUAAAUUUUUUGAAAAUUGGGUAUUAUUUGAGGGUGUCAAUGGAGUAUCCAUCUUCGGUGGAAUUCUUGAUGGUCAAGGUGCUUCAUUAUGGGCUUGCAAGAAGUCUCACAAAGGCUGUCCUAAGGGUGCAACAACACUACGAUUUAAGAGAUCGAGCAAUAUCGAGUUGAAUGGAGUUACUUCAGUAAAUAGCCAGUUGUAUCACAUAGUGAUAGAGGAGUCCUACAAUGUUAAGGUGCAAGGGGCUAAGGUGUCAGCCUCAGGGGACAGUCCUAAUACAGAUGGGAUUCACGUACAAUUGUCUAAAGAUAUCACCAUCUUCGACUCUAGGAUUGCUACUGGAGAUGAUUGCAUCUCAGUUGGGCCUGGCACCACUAAUUUAUGGAUUGAGAAUAUCGCAUGUGGUCCUGGACAUGGAAUUAGCAUUGGGAGUCUAGGCAAAGAGCUUAAGGAGGCAGGUGUGGAAGAUGUAACAGUGAAGAGUGUGAGAUUAAGUGGUACUAAAAAUGGGUUAAGGAUCAAGACAUGGGGGAGACCCAGCAGUGGUUAUGCCAGAAACAUUCAUUUUCAAAAUGUUGUGAUGAACAAGGUCAAAAAUCCCAUCAUAAUUGAUCAACAAUACUGCCCUGAUAAACACUGCCCUCACAAGGUAUCUGGUAUUAAAAUUAGUGAGAUCACAUAUGAAAAUAUCCAUGGAACAUCUGCAACAAAAGUUGGCAUUAUGUUGGAUUGCAGUUCAGAGCAGCCAUGCAGUGGGAUUAGAAUGGAAGAUGUAAACCUCACUUAUGAAGAUAAACCAGCGCAAGCAUCUUGCAUAAAUGCAAAUAUUGACCAAUGA